AAAGAAAAAAAAAAAAAGGGGUUUUGAGGCGGACGAAACUUCUAAAUCAUCCAACAAUAGGGAAAAGGCGUUUCAAAUAUUUGCGGAAGACAGAGGAAGAGGCGGUCGUUGCGAUAAAGUAAUAAAAGAAAAUCAAAAAUAUUUAUUAUUUAUAUAUAUAUAAAAAAAGAAAAACAAAAAUACUUGGGGAAUGGGCUAGCUUUCCUCAAGGUUAGGGAAGGAUGCUGAAGAGCCAAACCUAAAAACCAAAAACAAAAAAAGAAAAUCCAGAAAAUUAUGGUGAUGCUUCUUCUGCUUUCUAUGCCCCCAUUCUUCGACUCUGCUCUGAUCCCGCUGUCCUUGUUCUUCUCCUCCCUCUCUUCCGCCUAGGGUUUUCUCUACCUGUACAUCUCCUUCUAUAUUCCUAGGUAUUCCGAGGUAGCUUUUAUUGGAUGUUGAUGAUACAGAGCCAUGCCGACAUUUACAGCUUUAGCUUUAGAUACCUUAUUGGAACCUGGAGGUUCAAAAUCUGUUGACAAGUCUGUUCCUUACUCAAAGUCUGUUUCAAAUGCAAAGCCUGUUCCUAAUUCUAAGCUGGAAAGGAGGAAUAGUGCAUCAGUUGCUGAAAAAAGAGUUCGUCGACCUCCAAUAACGCCAGCACUUUAUGCUACUCCUGAGGCAACCCCACUUCCUGAUUCACCAACUUCGUUUCCUCCUUCACCUUACAUAAUUAAUCAUAAGCGGCGAGGGCCACGCCUUCAAAAGAGUUUCUCCGAGGCCAAUGUAAUGUCAAAGCAAAAAGACCAAAAUGAAGAUAUCAAGGGGUAUGCAAAGGAUACAGAAACCAAGGUUUCCAACUCAAUGGAGAACAACUCUGUUAUUUUCACAGUGGCUGAACCUUUCGAAGAAAAUGGGGUGAAUGGUGUUAGUGAUUGUAGCAGCAGCAAUGGCAAACUUGGAAAUGGUAAAGUGGUACUUGAAAGCAGUAAUGGCAAAGUUGGGAGCAGUAAUGGGCUGCCUGGUUAUAAUAAAGUGAAACUAGGAGGCAGUAUCAAGUGGAACGGUUUGGCCGUUGAAGCUGAGUCAACGAAUCAAGUUGCAUUGUUUUCAGAAAGGGAUAAAAGGGAUAGUGAGCGGGAAGAUUUCUUUGAUCCUCAGGAAUCGAUGAGUAUUGCAAGUAACACAGAUGGAGAGGAUAAUGUAGAUGCAGAACGUUCAUUACCGCUUACUACACCACAGGCAGAGUUUUUUGACGCUUGGGAUGAACUUUCUUCUGAGAGUGGGCAACAAUCUUCUCUCCGUGACUUUGAAGCAGAAUUAAGUGAAAUGAGAUUGAGUCUAUUAAUGGAAAUAGAGAAGCGAAAACAAGCAGAAGAAGCCCUUAGUGAGAUGCGAAAUCAGUGGCAGAGGAUCAGGCAACAAUUAUCUCUUGUAGGAUUGACACUCCCUUCAGAUGCUGCUAUUAUUGAAGCAAGAGAGCAACUCGAUUCUGAUCCUGCCGAAGAGCUGUGCAGACAAGUUUAUGUGGCUAGGUUUGUUUCAACUUCUAUUGGAAGAAGCUUAGCAAGGGCUGAGUUGGAGACCAAAUUGGAAGCUCAGAUCGAGUCAAAGAACUUUGAGAUUGCUCGAUUGUGGGACAAACUCCACAAUUAUGAGGCUAUGAAUCAGGAAAUGGUUCAGAGGAACCAAGAUGUUAUUGAAAUGGCACGGCAGGAGAGGGAGAGAAGGAAAAGAAGGCAAAGGUGGGUUUGGGGAUCUAUCGCCACGACGCUUACUCUUGGCACUGCAGCUUUGAUAUGGUCUUACCAUUCAUCAGGAGCAGGAAUAUCAGCCAAUGAUUCCCAGCUUCCCCAAUCGGAUGAUGCAGGGAAAUAAUUAUAUUUUUUAUCCAGUAGUUACUGUGACACCAUUCCGUAUAACAAAAGGAGAAUAAAAAGGUCUUAUCCGUACUUAUGGAUAACUUUCUCUUCUGUUACCAGUUGCAUUUUUCCUGUGAUCUGAGGAUGUAAAGUUAUACUCUAUUUUGUAGCCAUUACUGGCAGUCUUGGAAGGUUAUAGAUCACAAAUAGGAGUAGGUUUUCUCUAAUCUAUAUUGAAGUGGUAUAUUUAGCUUUUAUGGUAAAGCUUACAUCUAUAUACAGAGGAGCAUUUGGUCAA
Messenger RNA from Ziziphus jujuba (common jujube), 2136 nucleotides. RefSeq lists its product as uncharacterized. Lineage: Eukaryota; Viridiplantae; Streptophyta; Magnoliopsida; Rosales; Rhamnaceae. The transcript has 4 exons. Bases 451 to 1854 code for a protein of 467 amino acids. The record is from RefSeq and is a predicted model, not a curated record.